This is a messenger RNA of Lactuca virosa, 3167 nucleotides long. The record is from the annotation of a GenBank genome assembly. Lineage: Eukaryota; Viridiplantae; Streptophyta; Magnoliopsida; Asterales; Asteraceae.
AUGAAUGUUGGCGCCAAGUUAAUCCGGUGGAAAUGGAGGUGGACGGUCUCUUUAUCUGGCUAUCCGUUUAUCUUUUCUUCUCACAGACGCCGCACCUUUUGCAUCCAGCUACACUCCUGCAAAUCUAACCCUCCAUAUCCAUUUCGUUCACCCGACGCUGGUUAUUACAAGCCCAAAGCAUUUCCGAAUACUUUGUACGAUUACAAUAUCAGAUUAACUGAGUUAGGUCGCCUUGGGAAAGUCCAUGAUGCUAGAAAACUGUUUGAUGAAAUGCCUCAACGAGACAUUGUUUCCUACGCUUCUAUGAUCACCGUCUACAUAAAGAACAACGAUCUCUUCAGCGCCGAAGCUCUAUUCCAUACAAUUCCAGAGAGAAAUAUUGUCGCUGAUUCUGCAAUGAUUGAUGCUUACACCAAAGCUGGCCGCAUGGACGACGCUUGGAGAAUCUUUGAUCAAAUGCCCCGCAGGAACGUCUACUCAUGGACCAGUUUGAUAUCUGGGCUUUUUAGAAAUGGACUUGUCAGUGAGGGACAGAAGCUGUUCGAUGAAAUGCCUGGUAAAAACGUGGUGUCCUGGACCUCGGUGAUCUUAGGUUAUGCUCAUAAUGGUUUGAUUGAUCAAGCUCGGGCUGUUUUUGAUCAAACCCCCAACAAAAAUGUGGUUGUGUGGACUGCCAUGAUCAAGGUAUACAUUGAUAAUCUCCAAACUGAUGAGGCACUUAAACUUUUUAACUCCAUGCCACAGCGUAACCUUUACUCAUGGAACAUAAUGAUUCAAGGUUGUUUCAAUGACAACAGAACUAAAGAAGCUAUUGACUUAUUCACUUCCAUGCCUAAAAGAAAUCAUGUUUCUUGGACUACAAUGGUGACAGGCUUGGCACAAAAUAGCUCUACAAGGCUUGCUAGACAAUACUUCAAUCAGAUGCCAAGAAAAGACAUAGCUGCAUGGAAUGCAAUGAUAACUGCUUAUACAAAUGAAGGCCUGAUGACUGAAGCCAAUGAGCUUUUCCAUACAAUGCCUGAAAGGAAUGUUGUGAGCUGGAAUGCAAUCAUUGGUGGAUAUGCUAAAGCAGGUCCCAGAGGCGAGUCCUUCAAGCAUCUAAUCUUUCUACUUCAUUCUCACAUUAGGCCAAAUGAGUGUACUCUCACUUCUGUGUUGACUUCAUGUGAGGAUUGUGUUGACUUAUCACAAACUCAUUCACUUGCAAUACGAUUAGGGCUUGAACAGGAGAUCUCACUUGCUAAUUCUCUCAUCACAAUGUAUGCCAAAUGUGGAGAUCUUGAAUCUGCUAAACUUGCUUUUGAUACUUUUCACACAAAGGACAUAGUCUCAUGGACAGCAAUGAUGUUAGCAUAUUCAACUCACGGAUUUGGUCCACAUGCUAUACACAUCUUUGGAAGAAUGCUGCGAUUAGGGUUUCAGCCGGAUGAAAUUACAUUCUUAGCCCUGUUAACCGCAUGUAGCCAUACGGGUCUUGUUGAUAAAGGACAGAGGUUCUUUAACUCAAUGAUGCAUGUUUACAAUGUGGGACCAAAAUCUGAGCACUAUGCAUGUCUUGUUGAUAUUUUAGGUCGAGCUGGUCAACUAGACAAGGCUCUGAAAGUGGUUGACCAAAUGCCUCAUGAUAUGAGAGAUGGUGCUGUUUUAGGAGCACUAUUAGGUGCAUGUAAGUUGCAUGGUGAUGAUGUUCUUGCAAGUGAAAUAGGACAAAAGGUGAUAGAUUUUGAACCAAAUGAAUCAGGAGGGUAUGUGUUAUUAGCAAAUGUUUUUGCUGCAUCUGGGAGAUGGGAGGAAGUUGCUAAAGUGAGGAGGGAGAUGAAGGGUAAAGUGAGUAGUAAAUUGCCAGGGUUUAGUCAGGUGUAUGUUAAGGGGUGCAAUUAUGUAUUUUUUGUGGGAGAUCGAUCUCACAUUAACUUUGAUGAGAUUAAUGAGAUGUUAAGAGAUAAGAUUCUACCAGAAAUGAAACCGAGCCAACUUCGCUCGAAGCUAUCUAAACUGCUUGGAUUGUCGAGACAGCUUGGUUCCAAAUUGCCUAGGCAGCUUGGUUGUCAACAACUUUGGCUGUUAGGCAACUUGAAUUGUGCCUCCUGUUCAUUUCCUUCAGAUUCAGUAAUUUUUUUCGAAAUCUCGUUGAUUCGAUACAACACCUUACGACGUCGACGUCUCAGGCCGGGUGGUUGUGGUCCAAUUGUAGGUCUGAAGAGCACAAUAUGUCUUGAUUAUCUAUCCAUCAUCAUGGACAUGGUGAAUGGAAGUAAUGGUAUCAACAACAACAACAACAACAAUAGCAGCAGCCAGAGUCUAGCCUCUAAGCAACGACUUCGUUGGACACAUGAGCUUCAUGAACGUUUUGUUGAUGCUGUGGCACAACUUGGUGGCCCAGAUAGGGCUACUCCAAAAGGUGUACUGAGAGUUAUGGGUGUGCAAGGUCUAACAAUUUAUCAUGUAAAGAGCCAUUUGCAGAAAUAUCGGCUUGCAAAGUAUCUCCCUGACUCCUCUUCUGAAGGAAAAACAUUUGACCAGAAGGAAUCGGGUGAUAUGGUUUCCAGUUUGGAUGGGUCAUCUGGUAUGCAAAUCACAGAAGCACUGAAACUGCAGAUGGAGGUCCAAAAGCGACUGCAUGAGCAAUUGGAGGUGCAAAGACAACUUCAGUUACGGAUAGAAGCCCAAGGGAAGUACCUCAAGAAGAUAAUCGAAGAGCAACAGAAACUUGGUGGUGUUGCUGCUGGUGGUAUAGACCCACAAGAAUCUGAUAAUAAUAAUCAAACUCAGCCUGCAAACAGCAUUUCCAUAGAUGAACCAUUAACACCUGAUGAUGAGUCAUCAGGUGGUGGUGGUGGUGAGAGCCCAAAAGAGGAUCAAGAGAGGUCAAUGAAGAAGCGACGAGUCAACAUGGAUACAGCAGUCAAACCGGGAACAGCUUUGGGGCUGAACCACCAGAUACUGGAGUCCAGCUUCACCACCACCUCCAGGCCACCAUACCAGCAUCACCAACAACAACAACAAUCAGGAGGUUUCCAGUUUGGUACUUCAUCAAUUGACAAUCAACAAGAUUAGGUCGGUAGGGCCAAUUAAGAUUGAUUCAUGUAAUGUUAAUGUGUGUCAAAGGGGUUUCUUUUUUCUUUUUUUCUAAAAAGAAUGGAGAUGAUGAAUUCAUAUGUUUGGAG